This is a messenger RNA of Pollicipes pollicipes, 2998 nucleotides long. RefSeq names its product nuclear pore complex-interacting protein family member B4. The transcript has a single exon. The record is from RefSeq and is a predicted model, not a curated record. Lineage: Eukaryota; Metazoa; Arthropoda; Thecostraca; Pollicipedomorpha; Pollicipedidae. The coding region runs from base 12 to 2120 and encodes 702 amino acids.
GUUGAGCUCUAAUGCAUGCGCCUCUGGCCCGAGCCGCUGUCCACGUGACCGGCCGUGACCGGAGUGCGUCACGCUCGCAGACCGCUCCCGACCAGCGGGGGUCGGCGCUGGAGAACGGUGGCGACCAUUCGGACUCGACCGGGCGCCACGAACAGCCCUCCGACGCGCCCAGCUGGACUAGUGUGCGACUCAAGCCCACACAGCCCACCCAGCAGCCCGCCCAGCAGCUCGCACAGCAGCUCGCACAGCGACCCGCACAGCAGGCCGCUCGCCCGCAGGGCCAGCAGCGACAAGAGACCGAAGAGGCGGAGCGACGGACGUUGAAGCCAGUGCCGGCGCAGCAGCUGCCGCAGGAGAAGGGUCGGGAGGACGUCCAGCUGAAGCCACUGCCACCAAAAGAGACGAUGACGCCCCACAAGGAGAAGGUGGCACUGAAGCCCGUGCCUAUGAAGGAGCCGAAGUCGGGAGCGGAGAAAGAGAACAUCCGGUUGCAGCCGAUUGUUCCAAGAACGGUUAGGCCUGACGAAGAGAAUAAAGGUGUGGUCUUGAAGCCGAUUCCGCCAAAGGAGAUGGUGGUGCCGCAUAAAGACCAGAUUUCACUAAAACCAGCUCCACCAAAGCAACCAAAGCCGAUGGAAGAGAAGGAAAGCGUCCAGUUAAAGCCCAUACCUUCAAAACAUCCCAAUCAAGCGGAUAAGCAAAGAGACGCCAUGAUGAAAUCAGUGCAGUUUAAUGAGAUGCCAAUUCCUCACAAAGAGCAAAUAUCGUUAAAACCAGUUCCUUCGAGGGAGCCGAAGCAAACGGAUGAAAGGGAUGAUGUGCAACUUAAACCAGUGCCUGCCAAAAUAUUACGAGUUUCCCACAAGGAACAGACAACACUAAAGCCAAUUCCCCCGAAGGUCCCGAAGCCGAUUGAGGAAAAAGAAAACAUUAAGCUGAAGCCGAUUCCCCCCAAGGAACCAGCGCAGGUUGAGGAAAAAGAGGUCACCAGGCUAAAGGCAGUCCCUCCAAAGGACUCAAUUCAAAUACAGGAGAAAGAACCCAUUAAUCUGAAGCCGAUUCAACCCAACGAUCCUAAGCCGGCGGAUGAAAAAGUGGGCAUACAACUGAAGCCUGUUUCUCCCAAAGAACCUAAGCCAUUGGAGGAUAAGGAGCCUGUCAAGCUGAAGACAAUCCCUCCAAAGGACCCAAUGAAAUCAGACGAUAAGGAGCCUGUCAAGCUGAAGCCGAUCCCUCCAAAGGACCCAAUGAAAUCAGAUGAUAAGGAGCCUGUCAAGUUGAAGCCAAUCCCUCCAAAGGACCCAAUGAAAUCAGACGAUAAGGAGCCUGUCAAGCUGAAGCCAAUCCCUCCAAAGGACCCAACGAAAUCAGACGACAAGGAGCCUGUCAAGCUGAGAUCAAUCCCUCCAAAGGACACAAUGAAAUCAGACGAUAAGGAGCCUGUCAAGCUGAAGCCAAUCCCUCCGAAGGAACCAAUUCCAGUGGGGAAGAAAGAGCCAACAAAGCUGAAGCCCAUUCCUCCGAAGGAACCAAUUCCAGUGGGGAAGAAAGAGCCAACAAAGCUGAAGCCCAUUCCUCCGAAUGAGCCCAUCCCCAUAGAGGAUAAAGACCCGACCAAGUUGAAGCCGGUGCCUCCAAAGGAACUUUUACCGGUGGAGCAGAAAGAACCGAUCAAGUUGAGGCCGAUUCCCCCGAAGGAUCCGAGGCCGGUGGACGAGAAAGACUCGAUCAAGCUAAAGCCGGUUCCCCCGAAGGAUCCAAAGCAGGUAGAAGAGAAAGAAAGCAUAAAAUUAAAACCUGUCCCACCAAAGCAGCUUACUCCUGUCGAUGACAGUUUGGAGCGGGUAAUCACGAAGCCAAUUCCUGAGAACCAGGAAAAAGUUGAAAAUGAGGAGCGUAUUAGGCUAAAGCCUGUGCCACCGCCACCGCCGAAGGACGCUGAGGCCAAAGAGGACAUUUGUUUGAAAACAGUCGAAGUGUCGAAGAGCGCGGCAGAGAAUAAGGAAGAUGGCGAAUCGAUACCUAAAGAGAAGAAGGCCAAGGAAAAGCAGGAGAUGGUACCUGAAGAAAAUGUUCAGAAACUAAAGAAACGUAAAGUUCCUAAGGAGGUACAUGUCUAAAUGGAUCUCUGGUAAUGUAAACACGCAUGCCGAGUAUUGCAUGAUCUUGUUGACGAAUGCUACAGCAUGCAUACCACGUGUAGUGGGUGGCAUCUAUACAUAACAUCAUCACCUUGGCAGUGAGAUAUAUGCCUUUAUCUUUUACUUCCUAGCCAAAACUGUAGCCUAUUGUGCAGCUUCCGCGUUCACGCACGUGUGAACGAUUGUUACCGUGUCCCUGUCUAUACGGAUGUGUAUUGCGUAGUAAAUUGCUGGAUACUUUGUAGGCUAAGUGUCCACAAUCAUGUCUUCUAUUUUUGUUCUGUUUUUAUAGCUGUGUCAAACCAGGCCGUGAUCAUGUUGCGUUUGAAAUAACACGUGUUUCAGUUCAGCUCCCAAAAUUAAGUCUGGAUACCCACUAAGUAUUUUAGUAAUAGCAUUCGCAAGACACGCCCAAUGUUGUGUAGCGAUACGUUGUCCACGUGGAGUCAAAUUUAGUUUAAAGGGUUAGUUUUACUGAAGCCUGAUGGAAACAUCGAUAUUAUUGGACACUCAGAACUUGUAGUGUUGCACAACCACAAGAUGCGUCGUCAAAACAACUGCAGCAUUUGGUAUCCUAUAUUUGGAAUAAUAUGGGCUGCAAUGGUCCCCUCGUCGGUUUCUCGGCAUCUAAUUCGUUUACCACUCGUAGACAGUUUUAAAGCGAUAUGCAACAUGGCGCUUGAAACCCAGCGUAUGAGGAUAUCGGCUGGAAACGGCGCCGUUUUGCUGUUAAAGAAACCCAGGUAAUACCUCUACGGUAGCCUUUUAUUUGACUACCGGGUCCAAUACAUGUAUGAGACCGCUGCCGUUUGGGCCGCGCCUUCAGUCUGGCUGGCAGCCACUGCUCACCUGUCACC